AUGCAGACUGACGAGUUUAUACCUCGGGACAGGUUGUUCGUGAUCGCCAACCUUGUUGCGCUAGUUGUCGCUCCUGACAAGCUCUACGACCUAUUUUUCAAUUUCUUGCUCGGGAAAUCGUACAUCAACGCCCUCUUAACUACACUCAAUGCACGCCAAGUGAUUCAAAAUAGUCAGACAACGACAAGCAACAAUACUCUAUCUACCUCGUUCCAAACCCUCAAGACUGGCAGAUCUGCGAAAGUUGAUGCGAUAAACGUCGUUGUCGACGUCGAAUCGUUCUCUAAUAUUAGUUCGCCAAGCGAGCAGGGGAACGUAGGGAUGCUGAAGCUGGGUGUCGCGAGGGAGGAUAGCCGAUGA
Messenger RNA from Pleurotus ostreatus (oyster mushroom), 360 nucleotides. RefSeq lists its product as uncharacterized. Bases 1 to 360 code for a protein of 119 amino acids. The transcript has 4 exons. Lineage: Eukaryota; Fungi; Basidiomycota; Agaricomycetes; Agaricales; Pleurotaceae. The record is from RefSeq and is a predicted model, not a curated record.